CCUGAUUUCUGAUGCACGGUUCUGGAGCUCUGUCCCCUCUACCUCACCUUAUCUCCCGACAAAACAGAAUAUUUUUAACAUAUUUUGUUUUACUCUCCUAGAAGCCCUCCCUCCCUCGCUCCGGCGGCAAUGUAGAGCGUAGCCAUGGAAGAAGUCUUCCAGUUUUGCUCCUAUAGCGGCCUCCGCCCUCCUUCCAAUCCCAAGUUUCUCCCCUCUCAAAUUCCCAAAAUCCCCACCACUUCCUACGAUUCCCCUCCCCGCCCCCGCCUCCCCUUCCCCGCCCACGGCCUCCGCCUCUCCCCUAAAACCCCCAUUCCCCUUCCCGAAAAGCCCCCGAAGCCCCCAACUCUUCCCGUUCUGCCCCCCCAACCCUUCUCUCCCUUCCACGAGAAGCUCCUCUUCCUCGACUCCCUCGGCAUCGACCUCUUCGCGGCCGCGGCCGCCCAUCCCCCCGUCGCCGCCGUCCCCCUCGCCGACUUCCGCGCCACCGUCGACCUCCUCCGCUCCAUCGGUCUCACCGCCGGCGAGCUCCGUCGUGUCUGCGGCAUGUGCCCGGAGGUCCUCGCCGCCGGCCCUAAAGCCCUUACUUCCGUCCUCACCUUUCUCCUCCGUGAGGUCGGCGUCCAGGGCCGCGACCUCCACCGCGUCAUUCACCACCGGCCGCGGCUUCUCGUCUCUGACAUCGCCGGCCGGCUCCGCCCCACCCUCUACUUCCUCCAGAUGCUUGGCAUCACCGCCAUCUCGAGGCAUACCUCGCUGCUCUCCUGUAGCGUAGAAGAGAAGCUUCUCCCCCGGCUAGACUUCCUCCAGACGGUUGGGUUCUCGGCCCGGGACUCGAGGGUGAUGGUGCGAAGGUUUCCUCAGCUCUUCUGCUACAGUAUAAAGGAGAAUCUCCAACCCAAGAUUGAAUUUUUAGUAACGGAAAUGGGGAGGGAUCUGAGGGAGAUGAAGGAAUUCCCUCCCUACUUCUCAUUCAGCUUGGAGAACAGGAUAAAGCCGAGGCAUCGGGUGUGCAAGGAGAAAGGUGUGUUCUUGUCGCUUCCUGCAUUGUUGAGGUCGAGUGAUGAGCAAUUUGAUGCUCGGCUGGAGGUAUGUGUUGGUUCUUCCCCACCAUUGAGAAGCUCACCACUGUGGCAUGAGAGUUUGGAUGAAAAUUCUUAGCUUGUUUUGGUGAAAAAAGAAAAUUUGUUGGAGUCCCAUUCCUUUGGGUUUUGAUUACCAAAAAUCACAAUGGGAUUUCUCCACUGUGUAUACAGUUUCCCUUUGUACAUUGAGAAAUGUGCAUUGCCUAAUUAUAUUACAAUAAAAUAUGCCAAUUUCAGAUGAA
This is a messenger RNA of Elaeis guineensis (African oil palm), 1327 nucleotides long. Its product is annotated as protein SEEDLING LETHAL 1, chloroplastic. The record is from RefSeq and is a predicted model, not a curated record. Gene Ontology annotation, molecular function: double-stranded DNA binding. Lineage: Eukaryota; Viridiplantae; Streptophyta; Magnoliopsida; Arecales; Arecaceae. Gene Ontology annotation, biological process: regulation of DNA-templated transcription.